AUGAAGUUCUCCCUUGCUUGCCUCCUUGCGUUGGCUGGACUCCAGUCCGCCCUCGCCAACCCCAAAACCUGCCAAAAGGAAGCACAGUUUGUGAAGCAGGAGAUGGUCGGCCAGAAAUACUCCGAGGCCAUGGCAAAUGCGCUGCAAUCGGAGCCCAUUCGCGUCCUCCACCCAGGAGAUUUUAUCACCAUGGAGUACAACGCUUCCAGACUGAACAUCCAGGUGGAUGAGGACGAUGAGGUUCUGUCCGCCCAUUGUGCUUAG
Molecule: messenger RNA, 264 nt
Organism: Aspergillus pseudoviridinutans
Lineage: Eukaryota; Fungi; Ascomycota; Eurotiomycetes; Eurotiales; Aspergillaceae
Gene: aeiA
Product: protein aeiA
Exons: 3
Coding region: 1-264 (87 amino acids)
Source: RefSeq, a predicted model, not a curated record